Amoebophrya sp. A120 is the source of this 734-nucleotide messenger RNA. NCBI's taxonomy places the organism in Eukaryota, Dinophyceae, Syndiniales, Amoebophryaceae. The record is from the annotation of a GenBank genome assembly.
ACGAAUUUUAAAGCCGAGCCAUUGCAACACCAACAGAGCCUCACUUUUGCACCAUUGGUAUUUGUGCAUGAGCGGUCUCUGCACUUUCUCUAGAAAAUUGGAAUUUCAAUACUUACAGUACGAGACGAGCGAAGACAGUACCCAUUUGGGGCGUGAUUUUGGUCAUCCCUUCCAACCGACGUUAAUUCGGCUGAGCCGUUCAGAAGCUAUCAAGACAAAAGCAGAACAAAUCAAGUUUAGGACAAAACUAGAAGCGUUUGAGGCAAACCCUAAAGCGUUCAUAGCAAACGCGAGAGCAGAAGCUAAACAAGCUAUCAAGGCAGAGGAAGCAGAACGACGGGCGGGAGUCGCGGCUGAGCCGGAUGCGAAAAGACGGAAGAAAAGUGGGGAGUGAGUAGUGGAACAAAAGUGAUGAAUGCGAAAGUGAAUGGAUGAAUGGCUGCGCUUACUUGAAACGAACUCGACGACUUCGUCACAUGUUGCUUUAGUAUGUAGUGAGGUCACGAACGUUCUAACCUAGCGAUCUUUUUGACAGGCAGUGCGCAAAACGACCGGCAGUUAUCAAGCGGGCGGAAGUGUUUUUGGACAUAAAAAUUUUUCAAUUAUCAAGCGGGCGGGGCUUUGCCGUCAAACAAGCCCGGUCGAAAACUAUCGAUUCCCGCUUGAUAAAACGACGCAGGGGAGCCGGCAAAAGGGGCGCCCUUCUGAGGCGCCCACCGCCUUGGUUUCUGGCG